Ahaetulla prasina is the source of this 1656-nucleotide messenger RNA. It is a transcript of the gene TMEM91, whose product is annotated as transmembrane protein 91. The transcript is spliced from 4 exons. The record is from RefSeq and is a predicted model, not a curated record. Gene Ontology annotation, cellular component: membrane; intracellular membrane-bounded organelle. Lineage: Eukaryota; Metazoa; Chordata; Lepidosauria; Squamata; Colubridae. The coding region runs from base 176 to 895 and encodes 239 amino acids.
GGUCCCCCCACGCAGCUGCCGACCCCCAGCCCUCAAAGCGGAGGGAGAUGGGCCCCGCUGCCCCCCAGGCGGACGAGCCGAGCCUUACCUGCCCGCACCUGGACGCCGCCGGCAACCAAGCGGUAACGGAAGGGCGAGGAGGACCACUUAAGCAGGAAGCAAUUUCUCACACACAAUGGAGAAUAUCCACGAACUACAACAUCCACUCCUGGGGAACCCCCCUAGCAAAACCCUGCUCCCAGGAGGGAUGCUCAGCUGGGCCAGUCCGCAGGACCCCUCUGGAUUGCUGCCCCACCGCAUGCCGUCCAACCUCUCCUGGCUUUCCCCCGGCACCGACCUUCUUCCCAAGCAGCUCCUGAAGCCCUGCAGCCUGACCAGGGUCACCGUCCCUUCCUCCAACCUUCCCGAAUCGAAGCUCUACCCGGAACUGUGGAAAUGCAGCAACCCCCCAAACUGGAGGAAGAAAGAUUAUAUCGAAACUGCCUUUGGGGACGGCAAAGCGGCGGGUGAACUGCCACGCAAGAUCGCCCUCGAGACGGAUAUUCACACGGUCUGCUACGAGGUGGGAGACAUGGAGCUGCCCGAGGUGGAGAACGACUCCUCGAGCGACAGCGACACCGAGAGCGAAAACAGCUUCUCCCUGUUGCAGCCUCAGGAUUACCUGGGCCUGGCGGUUUUCUCCAUGCUGUGCUGCUUCUGGCCACUAGGCAUCGCUGCCUUCUACCUGUCGCAGAAGACCAACAAAGCUUCAGCCAUGGGCGACUAUCCCAGAGCGUGGACCGCCUCCCGUCAAACGUUUGCCCUGGCGGUCUUGUCCAUCAUCCUUGGCAUUUGCACCUACAUCGGCGCCGUGGUAGCACUCAUCGCCUAUCUCUCUAACAAGGCCCCCACCUAAGCCUUUCGCCCCGCCCCUCAACGAGCCACUCGCCACCCAGUUCCUUGCCUCCUCAUGGAAGGGUGGAAAGGAGUGACCAAAUGUAGACAUUAUUACAACAUGAAGACCUAUUCCCAUACCCUGGUCUUGUGACGAAGGAAACCAACCCUGCCGGGUUGAGUUGGGACAGACUAUUUCUUGGACCCAAGAGGACACAGUGGCAGGUUCACUUGCAAGAAACUGGAAAACAAACAAACAACGGACCGAGGAGGCUAGCAGAAACUUGGAAAAGAGGAGCCGUUGAGCUGAGGUUCAACCUCCUGGGACUUCUUUAGUUGAGAGGCAUCCACCAGUCCUUGGAGCUUUGAGGAGGGACUGUCCAGCCAAGGAGAACUCAAGGGGCUUUGAGGAAGCAGGUUGAGCAUUGAUCUGGAGGAGGGGAUCAGCUUAGAGAUGUUUGUUUUGCUUGCCCGGACCCCUUACGAAGCCCCUAAUUCUCUGUGCCCCUCGGUCAUGCCUCCUUUUCUACAGAGCUACUCAAUCCGCCAUGCCUGUGAUGGACUGAUCAUCAGGUCUUCUCAAUAAAGGGUUGAGGCCCUGCUCUCCGCCCCCCAACUCCCCAGUUCAUUGUCCUCGUUCUGGCGAGCAACACCCACAAAGCAAAAUGUCUAGGGAAGGGGUUGUUAAAUUCAAGGCCCGCGAGCCAGAUCCAGCCCACGGGGCACUUAAAUCUGGCCCGCGGGGCCAGCCUGGAAAUAUCAAAAGGAGCAGCCCGCGGUGCC